Chroicocephalus ridibundus (black-headed gull) is the source of this 406-nucleotide messenger RNA. RefSeq names its product histone H2B 1/2/3/4/6. The transcript has a single exon. The coding region runs from base 7 to 387 and encodes 126 amino acids. Gene Ontology annotation, molecular function: DNA binding; structural constituent of chromatin; protein heterodimerization activity. Lineage: Eukaryota; Metazoa; Chordata; Aves; Charadriiformes; Laridae. The record is from RefSeq and is a predicted model, not a curated record. Gene Ontology annotation, cellular component: nucleosome.
GCUGCGAUGCCUGAGCCGGCCAAGUCCGCUCCCGCGCCCAAGAAGGGCUCCAAGAAAGCGGUGACCAAGACGCAGAAGAAGGGCGACAAGAAGCGCAAGAAGAGCCGCAAGGAGAGCUACUCCAUCUACGUGUACAAGGUGCUGAAGCAGGUGCACCCCGACACGGGCAUCUCGUCCAAGGCCAUGGGCAUCAUGAACUCCUUCGUCAACGACAUCUUCGAGCGCAUCGCCGGCGAGGCCUCGCGCCUGGCGCACUACAACAAGCGCUCCACCAUCACCUCGCGGGAGAUCCAGACGGCCGUGCGGCUCCUGCUGCCCGGCGAGCUGGCCAAGCACGCCGUCUCCGAGGGCACCAAAGCUGUCACCAAGUACACCAGCUCCAAGUAAGCUGCCGUUGCGCCCUGUG